CAGCAGAGACCAAUCAAACAGUCAUUUUGUGGAUCAUUAAGACGUGAUGCUCAUUGGAAGUGUUUGAUUUUAACGUUACUAAUCUGUGGUUGUCUGGCGUCGGUGGCUUGGUGUCGUUUGGCUGUGGUAGAAACAGUGGUGGUAGAUUUUUAUACUUUACCAUCGUCGUAUGUUGAUGAUAAAACGAGUCCGUGUAAUGACGGCUACAUUUAUAUACCCGUAGCCUUUGUUAUUAUGUUGUAUUUAGUGUAUCUUGUAGAGUGUUGGCACAGCCAUACGAGAAUAGAACUUCAAUAUAAAGUUGAUAUUAAUUCGGUGUAUGAUCGUGUCACCAGUAUGAAAGACGCCAUACCGAUAAUCUGGUGGAAAGCAAUUUGUUAUCAUUAUAUUCGUCGAACUCGGCAAGUGACACGAUAUCGUAAUGGGGAUGCUUUUACCUCAACGCAAAUUUAUUAUGAAAGGGUGAAUUCGUGCACUGCUGGUUCAGCCUUUAAUUUCUCUCAAUGUGGCGUUAAAGAUAUUUCUAAGAAAUUGUGUGGAUUAGCUGAUUAUCCGGCAACUAAAAUCCGUUUUUCUAAAGGCUUUUCAUUUGCUACUAUUGAUGCGGAAUGUGAAUUUGAGGAUCAACGAGCUCAAUUCUUCCAGGACUACGAAUCGCGUGAUGAUUAUAUGGAAGGCCGUGAAGGCAUGGACUUAUUAAACGUUAAUUUUAAAGAAUAUAUGAUAGCGUUCGCUGAUCCCGAUAAUCUUCCUUGGUAUGUUUCUCAUCUAAUAUUUUGGAUUGCCUCUUUCUGUCUAUUAUCGUGGCCUCUUAGGGUUAUAAUUGAAUUUAAAACUGCUCAUCUUCAUUAUCACGUACAUAAAUUAUUUGGAGUAAAUUAUGUGGAUACUGAAACUAUGCCAAGACCAAUAUCUCGAUAUACUAUUAAUAGUACUGAUUUAGAAAUGAAUAUAAGAAACAAUAAUGUGAUGGUACCUAGUUAUUCGGAAGCUAUAUUAAUGGAC
This is a messenger RNA of Lottia gigantea (owl limpet), 1005 nucleotides long. RefSeq lists its product as hypothetical. The annotation marks the transcript as partial. NCBI's taxonomy places the organism in Eukaryota, Metazoa, Mollusca, Gastropoda, Lottiidae. The transcript has a single exon. The record is from RefSeq and is a predicted model, not a curated record.